This is a messenger RNA of Penicillium cataractarum, 1005 nucleotides long. RefSeq names its product alpha/beta hydrolase. The record is from RefSeq and is a predicted model, not a curated record. Lineage: Eukaryota; Fungi; Ascomycota; Eurotiomycetes; Eurotiales; Aspergillaceae. The coding region runs from base 1 to 1005 and encodes 334 amino acids. Gene Ontology annotation, molecular function: hydrolase activity. The transcript has 2 exons.
AUGUCGCUCAACUUCCAGCCCGCUCCGGUUGAUCCAGCAGUCUUAAGUGCUCGUCUUGAAUUCCUUGAUGGCUAUGAAGCCCAACUUAAAGGCAGUCUGCAAUGGAACCAGUGCGAGUCUGCAGCGGAGUAUCGAAGAAUGCGCCGUGAGGGCUUAAAUGGCUUCCCAAAGCCCGUCUUGAACCCAAAGGCAAGAACGACAACUAUCAGCGCUCGGGAUGGACAUAGGAUUGAACUACGCAUCAUCUCUCCCUCGCAACAACAAAGUAAAGGAGUUUGGCUCCACUUUCACGCAGGAGGGUUUGUGAUCGGUAGCAACGCAUCGUACGAUCCUUACUUGACAACUCUGUCCGACCGUCUCGGGUUUACAAUGGUCUCUGUGGAAUAUCGCCUCGCGCCCGAGAACCCGUUUCCCAAGCCAUUACACGACUGUGUUGAUGCCGCUCUUUACUCUCUGACCCCAGAGGGGCAGGAAAUGCUCGGGGCGCCGCUCAAAAUCCUCGGUGGCGAAUCCGCGGGUGGCUGGCUGGCUGUUUCAACCGGGCUAUCCCUCAAACGAGACCACGGGCUUAACGUACGAUCAAUUCUCGAUGCCAUUGUAACGGGGUACGGAAUCUAUGAUAUGACAUACACCCCGUCUCUACUGGAGCACAAACGCGACAUUAUCCUCAGUAAGCAAGGCAUGAUGGACUUUGUUGAUGCUGGAUUCGCGCAUAUCCCUAUGACCGAGCGCAAGAAUCCACUGGUGUCACCGUUGUACGCCGAUCUGAAGGGGAUGCCCCCAGCGUUGUUCUUAACGGGAGCUAUCGAGCCACUGGUUGACGAUAGUGUCUUUAUGGCGGCAAGAUGGUUCAGUGCCGGGAAUCAAACGGAAUUAUGUGUGGUUGAAGGUGCAUGCCAUGCCUUUACGAUCAUUCGCAUGGGGGAGGCUACUGAAGAUGGCAUUAAUCGAAUCGUCAGUUUUGUCGAGAAAUAUAUCGGAACGGCGACUCGACAGACUAGUUAG